GGCCGACGCCAGCGUCCGGCACUCGCAGGCCCGCCUCGCGAGGCGGCGCGCCGAGGAGGCCCGCUGAGAGGCGCGCGCCUCCGCGUGCGCGCGCCGCCACGCGCCGAGGACGAGAAGCGGCUCCUCGAGAGGCAGCUGCACGCUUCCCAGGCGAGAACCCGCAAGGACGAGCAGACCGCGCUGGAGCUGCUGCGCGCGCAGGAGUCGCUGCGCCUCCGGUGGCAGGCUGAGCUCGGUCUCGAGCGGGAGUCGCUGGAGGCCCAGGUGGAGCGGCUCACCCGCGAGAACAAGGUCAUCCGGGAUAAGAGCCGGGGGCUCCUGAAGGCGCUCGCGGCGCGCCGGGGCUCCGGGGACGAGCCGCAGGCGCUGCCGGGCGCCUCGCCGCACGCGAGAAUUCGGCCCGGCAUCCUCUGAGGAGGGGAGGGCGGCGGCCGUGCGGCCGGGCCCUGCCGAGCGCGCCAAUCUCGCGCGGGCGGAGGCGCUGCGCACGGCCCCGCCCUCGCGGGUGGGGGAGGGGGGAGUCAUCGGCCACGCGCA
Molecule: messenger RNA, 537 nt
Organism: Prorocentrum cordatum
Lineage: Eukaryota; Dinophyceae; Prorocentrales; Prorocentraceae
Source: the annotation of a GenBank genome assembly